Messenger RNA from Purpureocillium lilacinum, 1017 nucleotides. RefSeq lists its product as uncharacterized. Gene Ontology annotation, cellular component: cytoplasm. Gene Ontology annotation, biological process: biosynthetic process. Gene Ontology annotation, molecular function: isomerase activity. Lineage: Eukaryota; Fungi; Ascomycota; Sordariomycetes; Hypocreales; Ophiocordycipitaceae. The record is from RefSeq and is a predicted model, not a curated record.
AUGGCACCUCCGCAGAAGCUCUCCUUCACGACGCUCGACGUCUUCACCGAGACGCGCUUCGCCGGCAACCCGCUGGCCGUGGUGCGCGUGCCGGCGGCAGCCCGGGACGGCCUCACGCAGGAGCUCAAGCAGCGCAUCGCGCGCGAGUUCAACCUCAGCGAGACCGUCUUCCUGCACGACGCCGACGACGACGACGAGGCCGCCACGUCGCGCCGCGCCGACAUCUUCACCGUCGACCAGGAGCUGCCGUUCGCCGGCCACCCCACCAUCGGCACCGCCGUGCUCGUCCGCAACAUCCUCCGGUGGGCGCACGUCGACACGCUCGUCACCAAGGCGGGGCCCAUCGGCAUCGCGCCCGAGGAGGCCGACCCGCGGCGCAUCCUCGCGCAGAUCCCGCACGACGUGCACGUCCACACCAAGACGCUGCGCGACGUGCUCGAGGGCGACGGCGCCACGGCGCUCGGCGAGGCGGCGGUGCGCGCCGCCUACAGGGAGCUCUCGGAUGAUGCGGCCACGCGCGAGGCCGAGCUGGCGGCCCCCGCGGUGAGCAUCGUCCGCGGCAUGACGUUCCUGCUCGUCGAGCUGCCGUCCGUGGAGCACCUCGCGCGCGUGAGCGUCAGCAAGCGCCUCGACUUCCGCGACCUGUCCAAGGCGCUGCUGGACGAGGGGCCGUGGCAGGACAGCUUCAUGUCGCGGUACUACUACGUCAAGGAGCCGAACCCCUCGCAGGCUUCUGCCGUGGCGUGGAGCGGCCACACGCGCAUGGUCGAGCUCGACUUUGAGGACCCGGCCACGGGCAGCGCCGCCUGCACGCUGGCGAGCUACCUGACGCUCUCCGGCAAGGCCACCGCCGCUAGCGGCACCAACAAGCUCAAGUUUGACAUUGUGCAGGGCGAGCACAUGGGCAGACGGAGCGACAUUGCCAUUGAGAUCCAUGCAAAGCCGGCGGGCGGCAUCGACAAGCUGUUCCUGGGCGGGACGGCGGUGCCCGUCAUGGAGGGGACCAUUACCGUGUAG